GACUCGUACACAGAUUCUCUCCGCUUUAUUGUUUUCGUCUUCAACACCUUUACUCUGUUCUCUCCUCACAGCUGUUCCCUUCAUUUCUCUCCUACUAGGGAAUAUUUCCUUCAACAAUGAAGGUUACCAAGGGUAAAGCAGCGGCAAGGAAAGACAAAAAGGAAGCAUUGAAGCCUGUUGAGGACAGGAGGCUUGGGAAGCGAAAGGCAGCACUUAAGGCAGAUAAAAGUACCAAAAAAUUGGCAAAGAAGGAAAAAUUGGCCAAGAAGGACCCUAACAAGCCAAAGAGGCCUCCUAGUGCUUUCUUUGUGUUUCUAGAAGAGUUCAGGAAGGUAUACAAACAAGAGCAUCCCAAUGUGAAGGCUGUUUCAGCUGUUGGGAAAGCUGGGGGAGAGAAGUGGAAAUCCUUGUCUGAAGCUGAUAAAGCUCCAUAUGAAGCUAAAGCAGCAAAAAGGAAAUCAGACUAUGAAAAGCUUAUGGCAGCAUACAACAAGAAACAGGAAAGUAUGGCUGAUGAUGAAGAAGAAGAGUCUGACAGGUCAAAAUCUGAGGUAAAUGAUGAAGACGAGGAAACUGGAGAGGAAGAGGAAGAAGAUGAGGAUGAGGAUGAGGACUGAAAACUAGCAUGUUUUAUAGAUUAAGUCCUUAUGGUUGAUCAGGCCAUAAAUUCUGGAUUAUGUAAUGAUCAUACCUUCGGGUUGUGUGUGAUUGGUUUUGAGCCAGGAAAGCUUGCAGCCUGUACUGCUGCUAAGUUUCCAUGUUAGGUUACUUGUGUAUUUCGUAUGCAUAUAUAUUCCACUCCCUGUCUCAGUUAAAUAUGUCCUGAUCAUUUCACAGGUCUUCCUCUCAUGAUUUCUUUAGUUAUUAUUCCCUUAUUACCAGUAAACAGGAAAUGAAUGAACUAGAUAAAUAUAAAUUGGGGUUCAGUCAUAUUAUUCCUUA
Molecule: messenger RNA, 942 nt
Organism: Vitis riparia (riverbank grape)
Lineage: Eukaryota; Viridiplantae; Streptophyta; Magnoliopsida; Vitales; Vitaceae
Product: high mobility group B protein 1-like
Exons: 8
Coding region: 117-617 (166 amino acids)
Source: RefSeq, a predicted model, not a curated record